Musa acuminata AAA Group (dessert banana) is the source of this 1288-nucleotide messenger RNA. RefSeq names its product axial regulator YABBY 1-like. NCBI's taxonomy places the organism in Eukaryota, Viridiplantae, Streptophyta, Magnoliopsida, Zingiberales, Musaceae. Gene Ontology annotation, cellular component: nucleus. The record is from RefSeq and is a predicted model, not a curated record. The transcript has 7 exons. The coding region runs from base 298 to 1032 and encodes 244 amino acids. Gene Ontology annotation, biological process: abaxial cell fate specification; regulation of leaf development; cell fate commitment.
UCCUCUCUUUCUUUCCACCAUCUUUCCAUUCAUUCCUCCGCUCGCUUGCUUUCUUUCCUUCUCUCUCUCUCUCCCCCUCUGUCUCUCUCUCUUUUGCUUCUCUCCACCACCUAUUUUUCAAAUCAGAAACUACAGAUCCGAGGAGGUGUGGAAUCAGCAGUCAAUCAAGGCAUCAAAUCAAAUCAUCACGUCCACCAGGGGAGACGACGACGCAAGUCGUUAGUUCGAAAGGAGAAGUUGGUGUUGAGGGGGCGAUCUCCUCCGGUUGGCCAUCCAUCAAAUCACAGCUGCAGCAGCAUGUCAUCCUCCUCAGCCGCCUUUUCCUUGGACCACCUCUCCCCACCCCCCUCCGAGCACCUCUGCUACGUCCACUGCAACUUUUGCGACACCGACCUCGCGGUGAGUGUUCCCUACACCAGUCUCUUCAAGACGGUCACCGUGAGGUGUGGUCACUGCACCAACCUUCUCUCGGUCAACAUGAGGGCUCUUCUUCUCCCUGCCGCCAACCAGCUCCUCCACCUUAGCCAUCCCUGCUUCACCCCACCUCACCACAACCUUUUGGAUGAGUUACAGUGCCCACAUCCGAGCUUACUGCUGGAUCCAUCUCUACUGUGCAAUGGCAACAAUAGCAACGGCAGCCUCAUCAACAGUCCCACCACCGUCAACCACAGCAAUAGCAUCAACAGCAGCUGCAACGCUACGGCGCCCGUGAAAGGUGUCGAAGAAGAGCUUCCACGGACCCCAGUCGUCAACAGACCUCCAGAGAAGCGGCAGAGAGUUCCGUCCGCGUACAACCGGUUCAUCAAGGACGAAAUCCAACGCAUUAAGGCUGGGAAUCCCGACAUCACGCACAGGGAAGCCUUCAGCGCCGCUGCAAAGAACUGGGCCCACUUUCCGCACAUCCAUUUCGGUCUGAUGCCCGAUCAGGGUCUGAAGAAGGCCAGCGUUCGCCAGCCGGAGGGAGAUGAUGUUCUUCCCAAGGAGGGCUUCUACGCCACUGCGGCCGCAAACAUGGGGGUCGCUCCUUUCUAAGCCGCACUGCCACUGUUGUUAGGGUUCACUCUCCUUUGUUAACAAACCUUAUAACUUAGGGUUUUCUCUCUUCUUUUUCGUCCCUUUUUCUCUCUCUCUCUCUCUCUCUCUCUCUCUCUCUUGCUUUCUCUUUUCUUCUACUUGGUCUUCACGUCGAGUUAAUGGUGCAAACGCCUCUGCCUUUGUCUACAAACGUGUGUAUCUCAUGGACAGUUCAACUGUUUGGGAAGUGCUAUGUCUCUACUGUUCCCGUGUG